UCUCAGUCCUAUCUUCACAACGUGCCCCUCUCAUAUCUGAAGAGCAUUGAAAAUGGCUACAAGAAGACGUUUCUCCCCAAAAUCAUCGAAACAACGGAACUGCUUGCUUACGAUGCAAACCAAGCCUUAGAUUUUGAAAGGGUGGCAGAAGACAUCGAGUAUCUGAAGUGUGAGAAAGGGCCGUGGGUGGAGCAGGACAACGUCACCUACCACCACAUGAGGAUGCUAGUGGAAGAUAAACAUGCUGUGGCGGUGCUGACCCACAUCCCCGUGUUCCUGCCUGAGGUCACCAUCGGGGCCCACGACUACGACGAAAAGUUCUACGCCUAUAAAUCGCUCCCUGGGAAGAAGUAUGUCGCUGGUUAUAACGCAGAUGUGGGGGACAAACUCAUCUGGCUGAAGUGAGUCUGAGGCCUGUGAAUGUCAUCCGCUGAUCCGCUCGCUGAGUGACCUCCAGCCCACGUGUCCAUUAUUGAUAUAGUUCUAUCCUGUUAUAAUAAUAAUAUGUAUGUAUUAAAAU
Molecule: messenger RNA, 520 nt
Organism: Notothenia coriiceps (black rockcod)
Lineage: Eukaryota; Metazoa; Chordata; Actinopteri; Perciformes; Nototheniidae
Product: NADH dehydrogenase [ubiquinone] 1 alpha subcomplex subunit 10, mitochondrial-like
Exons: 5
Source: RefSeq, a predicted model, not a curated record